Messenger RNA from Humulus lupulus (European hop), 801 nucleotides. RefSeq names its product ubiquitin-related modifier 1 homolog 2-like. Bases 299 to 598 code for a protein of 99 amino acids. Gene Ontology annotation, molecular function: protein tag activity. Gene Ontology annotation, biological process: protein urmylation; tRNA thio-modification. The transcript is spliced from 5 exons. Gene Ontology annotation, cellular component: nucleus; cytoplasm. The record is from RefSeq and is a predicted model, not a curated record. Lineage: Eukaryota; Viridiplantae; Streptophyta; Magnoliopsida; Rosales; Cannabaceae.
AGACUACAUAAAGAGAAGAAGAACAAAGGGAAAAGGGAAGAAGAUGCCGGACGGAAUAAUAAUUAUCAACCCAAGCCCAGCCGAACACAUUCACAAGCACCGUCUCGUCUCUUCGAAGGAUCAUACCUGAGUCCAUCUUCUCUGUUUGGAAAUUUUGUCUAUUCAAUCUUCGCUGCCGUCCACGAAAUCUUGAUAUAUCUUCUUCUGAUCCCUGAUGGGUCGCCAAGGACCUGGCCUCAAAACCCCGACAACACUAAUUUUCUUCCUUUCUUAGGGUUUCAAAACACUGCAGGGAAACAUGCAACUGACUCUGGAAUUCGGUGGGGGAUUAGAACUCCUUUGUGAAUCUAAAAAGAUUCAUAAAGUCGAUGUUGAGACUCAAAAUGGAGUAGAAAAGUUAACUAUGGAAGAUUUGCUUACUUGGGUGCGUACCAAUUUGAUCAAGGAAAGACCUGAGAUGUUUAUGAAAGGAGACACUGUGAGACCUGGUGUUCUAGUCCUCGUGAAUGACUGUGAUUGGGAGCUGAGUGGCCAACUCAACACCACACUUGAAGAGAAGGAUGUAGUCGUCUUUAUUUCAACCCUACACGGGGGGUAGUGUCUGAAGUUAUUGUUUCAUCUUUUUGGAAUAAAGAUAAUAUACUAUGUUUUAUAGCAGUACGCCUAUGCUUGUAAGAGUGAUUUUGCCUUUGCCUGUCAGCUAAGUGACAUCUUGUUCAUGUUGGUUGGUUUUUGGGCAUGAUUUGUUCCGUUAAUAAUAUUCUAUAUAUUUGAAAAAUCAGCCAAGUUUCGUGUUCUUUA